Triticum aestivum (bread wheat) is the source of this 1416-nucleotide messenger RNA. RefSeq names its product anthranilate O-methyltransferase 2. The record is from RefSeq and is a predicted model, not a curated record. Gene Ontology annotation, molecular function: methyltransferase activity. Bases 59 to 1192 code for a protein of 377 amino acids. Lineage: Eukaryota; Viridiplantae; Streptophyta; Magnoliopsida; Poales; Poaceae. The transcript is spliced from 4 exons.
CUUCUAUAUAAAGAAGAGCCGGCGAUCAACAGAGGAACACCACCGGCGAUCAACGACAAUGAAGGUAGAGGACGUCCUCCACAUGGCUACCGGCGACGGAGAGAAUAGCUACGCCGCCAACUCCAGGAUCCCAAUGAAGGCCAUGCUGAAGAACAGGCCAUUGCUUCAAAGGACCGUACAAGAGGUAUACACCUCGCUCUCCCCUGCGAGCACCAUGGUCGUCGCUGACCUCGGCUGCUCAUCGGGCCCGAACGCUCUCUUCAUCGUCGCCGAGGUUACCGGCAUGAUCUCUGACUACAACCAGAACACAAACGAACAGCGUGGCGUGGAGCUGCAGUUUCUCCUGAAUGACUUGCCCAAGAACGAUUUCAACCUCAUCUUCCAGUCGCUUGAUCAGUUCCAUACUGUCACCAGGAAAGGGGAGGGCGAUGAGGCGGUGACGCCACCGUACUAUGUCGUCGGGCUACCCGGAUCGUUCUACAACAGGCUUUGUCCUAGCCAGAGCGUCCAUCUUUUCCACUCGUCCUACAGCCUCCAUUGGCUCUCCAAGGUGCCUGACCAACUCUCAAGUGGCAACUAUAUAAAUGAAGGAAACAUCCAUAUUGGAAAGACUACUCCGCAUUCAAUAGCAAAUCUAUUCAGAGAACAGUUUCAAAUUGACUUUGAGUUGUUCCUUACACUGCGCUCAAAAGAAUUGAUAAGUGGUGGGCGAAUGUUUUUGAUGCUUCUGGGACGAAAGAGCGAAGAAAUGCUGACGCAUGGGGAAAUUGGCACCGUGUGGGAAUUGCUUUCUGAAUCUCUCCAGUCACUUGUCCUCAAGGGUCGCGUGGAAAAAGAAAAACUUGACUCAUUCAACCUGCCACUCUACGCCCCAUCAGUGGAGGAGGUGAAGGCAGUGGUCAACCACACAGAGCUAUUCGACAUUGAGCAUGUGGGGAUGGUCGAAGUCAAUUGGGACCCUCAAGAUGAUGAUUCUGACGACGAGCACAUGGUGCUUGACCCUGCCAGCAGUGGGAGAAACCUCUCCAUGACCAUCAGAUCAGUGUUAGAGCCACUUAUUGCUGGCCACUUCGGCGAGGGCAUUAUUGAUGAGUUGUUUGCGGUGUAUGCCUGCGUCGUUGCAAAACAUCUUGAGAAACGGAAUGCCAAGUUGCCCAGCAUCGUGGUCUCUCUGAAGAAGGUGAUGCAUUAAAACCUGAACUAGCGACAUGUGCGCGAACGGUUUAUAAGCCAAUAUGUAUGAAUAAAUUAUAUGUCCUACAUGUGUUGUAACUACUACGAUAAGGCCUCAGAUUCGAAUGUAUUUCAACUUCCCAACGGAGGACAUUAAGCACAAAAUACUUAGUAACUGUCCAUGUAAUAUGUUAUAUAUUCUAAAAUACAUGUGCAGGUCAUGUGUGAGGCCGCCACGUACAA